Molecule: messenger RNA, 1359 nt
Organism: Miscanthus lutarioriparius
Lineage: Eukaryota; Viridiplantae; Streptophyta; Magnoliopsida; Poales; Poaceae
Source: the annotation of a GenBank genome assembly
AUGGAAUCGGACCAGGGCAAGCUCUUCAUCGGCGGCAUCUCCUGGGAAACGACGGAGGAGAAGCUGAGCGAGCACUUCUCCGCAUACGGCGAGGUUACGCAGGCGGCCGUCAUGCGCGACAAGAUCACCGGCCGCCCCCGCGGCUUCGGGUUCGUCGUCUUCGCCGACCCCGCCGUCGUCGACCGAGCGCUGCAGGACCCCCACACCCUCGACGGCCGCACGGUCGAUGUGAAGCGGGCACUCUCGCGGGAGGAGCAGCAGGCCUCCAAGGCCGCGAACCCUAGCGGUGGGAGGAACACUGGUGGUGGUGGAGGCGGAGGAGGCGGUGGUGGCGAUGCAAGUGGUGCUCGGACCAAGAAGAUCUUUGUGGGCGGGCUGCCCUCUACUCUGACUGAGGAUGGGUUUCGGCAGUACUUCCAGACCUUUGGCAGCGUCACUGACGUUGUUGUCAUGUAUGACCAGAACACGCAGCGCCCACGUGGUUUCGGAUUCAUCACCUUUGACUCUGAGGAUGCGGUUGACCGCGUGCUGCACAAGACCUUCCAUGAUCUUGGUGGGAAGCUGGUUGAGGUGAAGCGUGCAUUGCCCCGUGAGGCGAACCCUGGUGGCUCUAGUGGUGGGCGUUCUGGGGGAAGUGGGGGUUAUCAGAGCAACAAUGGCCAUAACACCAGCUCUGGUAGCUAUGAUGGUAGAAGUGAUGGUGGCAGGUACGGGCAGGCACAGCAGGGUAGUGGUGGCUAUCCUGGCUACGGUGCAGGAGGCUAUGGUGCUGGGGCAGCUGGAUACGGAUAUGGUGCUAACCCUGCAGUUGGAUAUGGAAAUUAUGGGGCUGGAGGAUAUGGAGGUGUUCCUGCUGCUUAUGGUGGACAUUAUGGAAACCCAGGCGCAGCUGGUUCUGGUUACCAAGGUGGACCUCCAGGCUCCAAUAGAGGACCUUGGGGCAGUCAAGCUCCAUCUGCAUAUGGAACUGGAGGUUACGGUGGUAGUGCUGGCUAUAGUGCUUGGAACAACUCUUCUGCUGGUGGCAAUGCUCCCAGUAGUCAAGCCCCUGGUGGACCUGCAGGCUAUGGAAGCCAGGGCUAUGGGUAUGGUGGAUAUGGAGGGGAUCCAUCGUACGCUAGUCAUGGAGGAUAUGGGGCUUAUGGAGCACGCAGUGAUGGUGCUGGCAAUCCUGCUACUGGUGGAGCAUCUGGAUACAGUGCAGGCUAUGGAAGUGGGGGUGCCAACUCUGGCUAUUCAAGUGCUUGGAGUGAUCCUUCGCAUGGUGGUGGAUUUGGCAGUUCAGUCAAUGGAAGUGCUGAAGGGCAAUCAAAUUAUGGCACUGGCUAUGGCAGUGUGCAGCCCAGGGUUGCUCAGUAA